Messenger RNA from Daucus carota subsp. sativus, 4538 nucleotides. RefSeq lists its product as uncharacterized. Lineage: Eukaryota; Viridiplantae; Streptophyta; Magnoliopsida; Apiales; Apiaceae. The record is from RefSeq and is a predicted model, not a curated record. The transcript has 7 exons. The coding region runs from base 3053 to 4192 and encodes 379 amino acids.
UCAGAAGCCCGACUUUUAAGCCGGAAACAAACACCCCCUCUAACCUAGUCCAGACAAACAAAUCUCUCAUAAAUAAUUUUCAUGAAUUAUUGUUUUUACUUCUAGAUAUACUGGAUAUUUAAUAGAUAUCGAAAAUCUUAAUGAGCUUCCCCACAGACUGUAUAAAUAAAAGCGAGCAGAACCUUUCACAACAGAUAUUAUUAUUGUCGACAGAUCUUCAAGUUCCACCGUACCAGAUAUUGCUAGAGGAAUGGAAGGAGGAGUCGAAGAAGGCUCAAACCCCAAGACUCACCCCACUCAAAACGACGCCGUCCCCCGCUCCUCCAAGCGAAAAACCUCGAAACGAAGACCAAUCUGCAUCUGCAUCGCCACCACACUCGCCAUCCUCAUCCUCCUCAUCCUAAUCAUCACCAUCCUCGCCCUCACCGUCUACAAAGCCAAGCGCCCCGUCAUCACCGUCUCCUCCGUCUCCCUCAACGACUUCGAUUUCGACGUCGACUUGCCGCUCAAAAUCCACCUCAACCUCAGCCUCGACGUUGACUUGACCGUCAAGAACCCCAACAAAGUCGCCUUCCGCUACACAAACACCUCCGCAUUGCUCAAAUUCGAGGACAACGUCAUCGGCGAGGUCCCCUUGCCAGCUGGCAAGAUCAAGGCCAGCGGAUUUACGCCGUUGAAUUUGACGCUCACGGUUAUGGCCGAUAGGCUGUUAUCCGAUUCGGAUGUUUAUUCGGACGUGUUUAAAUCAGGCACGCUUCCGGUGUCGACGACGACGAGGAUCAAAGGGCGUGUGAGGAUAUUGCAUUUGUUUGAUAUUCAUGUGGUUUCGUAUAGUUAUUGCGAUAUUAAUAUUGGUAUUUUGAGUAGGAGUAUACAGAAUCAGACUUGUCAGUAUAAGACCAAAUUAUGAUUUUUAUAUUUAUUGUUCAUUUUUGUGAGGUCUUUUAUAGUUAUCUACUGUGUUUUGAGUGUUACAUGAUGAUGAUUAUUGUUCUUUCUUGUUUCUUUGUGUGUCGUAAAUUACACGAGUUAGCAUAAGGACUUGAUUGGAUCGGAUCAUACAUACUCCCUCCGUCCCAGUCAAUAGUAUACAUUGGGGGACGGGGGCGCGGCACGGACUUUAAUGCUUCAAUAUAGUAUAGUUCUGUAAAUUAUUUUUAAAAUUUUCUUUUUCUGUAUAAAAGUAUAACAUUUAUACUUUUAUACAAAAAAAGAAAAUCUUAAAAAUAAAUUGUACAACUAUGUUUUAUAAGUGUCUUAAAAAGCGUGUCGAGCAGUGAAAAAGAAACGUAUACAAUUGACUGGGACAGAGGGAGUAUCAUUUUUAGGAAACCUAUUCUUCGGGAGGAAUGUUCAAACGUGGUUACCAGAUUACAUUAGAUAACAAUGGUAUUAACUGUAUUAUUCAGCUAUGAAACUUUAAGCCAUUAGUACAUAUGGCAAGUAUUAGUAAGAAAUUGAGAGAAGAAAAAUUACCCUGUUACUUUGUUGUGUAUUCAUUCGUCUACUUCAAGUAGCAGUAGCCUUUAAUUCCAGAGUUUCCAGAUUAUUUUCUUGCUAAAUUUAUAUUGUCAUCAGUCAGGUCUUUAAAUCUGUUGAAGGAGGUUUUGAAUGAUUGGUUUUAGUUUGUAGUUGGGAUUAUUUUUUCCAAUUAUGAAAACUAACAACUCAAUUGUCAAAAUUGUGUUUACUUGCAACUUAAAUGCUUGUUACUCAAAGUCAAGAUUUAUCAAACUUUAGCUUGUCACCAUCACUUUCCACAUUUUUUCUUUCCUCAGGUCACUUUCGUUGGAUACAUGCGUUCCCUAGUGUCUUUCUUGUUUUAGUACAGUAGUAGUACCUAAGCAGGCUUGCUGGGAUUCUCGGCAUAAUGAUGAAGCUUUGAUUUCUUGAAAUUUGAAAAUUUGACGGGUGAACUGUUAGGUAAAGGCUCAGUCCUGUAGAGAGUGCUGUACUGCUCUCUUUCCCCAGCAUUGUCUUCUUCGCUGUGAGUAUAGUCUGAGUCUUUUUCAUCCAGGUCAUAUAAGUUCCAUUAGCUAAGCUCAACGCAGAUAGGGUUGACAUCAGUAUGUAUAAUUGUGAAUUGUUGCGAGAACAAUUUUCCAGACCUCGAGUACACUUGUAUAAAUAAUAUACCAGUCAUCCUCACCAAAUUGAAAAUUAAAGAUGACAUCUUUACUGCUUUGGUAACGACCACUGUCUUAUAAUUUGAAGAUAACUUUGAGCUUCUCAGUGGUUAAUAUUGUGAAAAUGUGAUUGCCCCCCAUCUGGGUGUUUCCCUUUCAGUUGAAGAACAUGGCUUCAUGGCUAGUGUUUCCGCGGUCAGUACUCUGUCUAGGGAAGCAUGUACUGCAAGGUGCAAGCUGGGUUUACACGAAAGAGGCAAAGGAGCAGAAAUCAGCACAAUAGAAACAGCACAGUGGUUCGUGUACAUCCGUUAGAAGGAAAGGAAGGCAUGAAGAGGACAAGCUUGAUAAUCUUUUAGUUGUUGAACUAGCAGCACAGGCAGUUCAGUUGCCAUGCCAGCAGCAACAGAGACAGAAAAAAAGAUCGUCAACCAGGUCCGAGACAGACAGACAUAACUGAACUACGACACAGAAGAGAAGAUGAUGACUACAAGUAGCCCAGCAUUUCGCGAAACUGCUCCUAAUGCUAGAAGAAGUAUACAGUUCAUAGGUUAAACCAAGAACAGUUUGAAUUGCUUGUUAAUUAUUCAGAUAAUAAUUUUAAUUAUAUUAAGACGCGUUUAUAUAAUGUUUUAUAACUAUAAUAACCGUCAACUACGUUCACAAUAACAUAUGAUCAGUCUUGUGUGUCAUAUGUUGUUUCUCCAUGGAAAAAGGAGAUGUUAGCUAAUUAUAGCAAGAGCAAGUUGAGGUUCAUUUGCAAACAUCAAUCUGUCUCUCUCUUACUCUGACUCUCUCUCUCUCUCUCUUCUCCUCCUUCCAAUUCCUGGUGGUGCUAUAUUGUCUGGCGAACUGCUGCUGCUGUUGUUUUUUCAUGGUGGUGGUGGUGGUGGUCGCGGUGAACGUGUAAAUAGAGAACAAGGCGAAUGGCAUACAGAAGAAAGCAAGGGAUAACGAGGGCGUCUACAUUCAAGGAAGAUUUAAACAAUCCUCCUUUGUAUAGAGACACAAUAAGUAAUGCUACCACCUCCUCAUCUCCCUCUCCUUUCGUCAGUCCUCGGGCCAUCAGAUCUGCCUCUCGUCUCGGCUCUUCACACCAUUCCCGAUCAUCUUCUCUGCCGGGCCUUGGUACCUAUGAUUUUACGUCGCUGAAAACAACAAAUGAUCAAGAUGUGCUCUGGGGGGUUCUGACAAGGAAUGCUAGAUCAUUUCUUGAUGAAAACAACAUGUCUGAUCAAUUUGGGAGGCGUAAUCAGAAGCCUUAUACUCCUAUUUAUACUACAAAUGACCAGUUUUAUCACCCGCAUAAACCAGUUGAGAGCUCGAGACCAAUGGACAAUACUGCUCUUCGGAAAGGCUUGGAUGCACUCACAUCCACCACUGGAAAUGCCGUGGAGGAACGUCGAAGUAUGGUGAAAAAUAAAACUUCAGACAUCCUUCCAGAUACACGAAAAUUGCAGAUUAGAACAGGAACCAAUCAAGAUAAAAGUAGUCCUGCACCUGGUAUGGCACUGCCAGAACCUCCGAACUCUGCAAAACCACGAAUGCAGUCGAACCCGCAGACUCAACUCAAGGCAUCUCGCGACGUGGCAUUGGCGACAACUGCCAAGGCAAAGCUACUACUUCGAGAGCUAAAAACUGCCAAAGCAGAUUUAGCCGAUGCUAAACAACGGUGUUCUCAGCUAGAAGAAGAAAACAAAAUCCUUCGAGAGGCUUAUGGAAAGGAUGAUCAUCCUGCAGAUGAUGAAAUGAUUCGUGUUCAGCUCGAGACUCUUUUGUCGGAAAAGGCUCGUUUGGUCCAUGAGAAUUCUGCAUUUGCUCGUGAGAACCACCACUUAAGGGAAAUUGUUGAAUAUCACCAACUCACAAUGCAGGAUCUUGAGUAUCUUGAUGAGGAAAUCGACGAGGUUACAGAGAGUUACCCCCUACCUGAUGUCUCCAGGAUUUUCUCUGUACCCCCAUCAUCAAAUGGAUCCCCAGCUCCUGAGAAAUCAUCAUCUAGAAGCUCUGCAGUUGUUGAGGAAGACUUGCUUGCUCCUCCCCCAGUGCAAACCAAAUCUUCAUAACCUAAAAUGAUUCCUGCUCCAGACUCAGCCCCGGCCUAUCUUUAAAACUGAACAGAAGCAAUUUUCCCGGACACCAAGCAAUAGGAGAUGUUCCAAAGAGUUAACCCUCACCCAAAAACUGCAACAGAGCGAAGUUGUUCUUUUUAUCUGUAGAAUUUAAGUUGUGUAGUGUAGUAUAUCUUCGGGGGGAUGGAGUGUGCUUGACUUUUUUCAGCUGGUUCAUCUUGAAAAAAUCAUGCAAGUAAUGGUCUUUGUUAGCCUUGUAUAUCUGUAGUUUGUUCUUAAGAUAAAUUUUUUACGUCGAUAAUUAAAGAAUAGAGACAGAAAGUCUUUCUCUCUUGCAGAA